Messenger RNA from Olea europaea var. sylvestris, 288 nucleotides. RefSeq names its product HMG1/2-like protein. The annotation marks the transcript as partial. The record is from RefSeq and is a predicted model, not a curated record. Lineage: Eukaryota; Viridiplantae; Streptophyta; Magnoliopsida; Lamiales; Oleaceae. The transcript has 3 exons.
UUUAUUCAGGUAGGAAAAGCUGGAGGGGACAAGUGGAAAUCACUUUCAGCGGCUGAGAAAGCUCCUUACGUAACAAAGGCGGAGAAAAGGAAGGUCGAUUACGAAAAGGAACUUCGAGCUUACAAUAAAAAACUGGCUGAAGGACCUGCUGAAGAAGAAUCGGAGAAGUCAAAUUCUGAAGUGAAUGAUGAGGAUGAUGAAGAAGGAAGCGGAGAGGUUUGUACACUAUUUAAGUUUAUUCAUUCUUUAUUUAAUCAAUUAGUGCACGCUUAGCUACAAUCUUAAAUA